UGAAGAUGAUGUAAACACACAGACUCACUCGGACCCGGUGCUGGUGACACACACACACACACGCGCUGACUCUCUUCCCCUGGUGUUAAAGCACAGGUUGUCCCGGGUCAAGCAGAUUAUUGGGUAAAUGGAUUGUGACGUCAGGGUUUAGCACGCGUCGCGUUGCCUCGACGUACAGCAGACGCGCUCUCAUCCAGCGCACACACACACUCCAGCAUGAGCCCGAGGACCACGAGCUGAAAAACACGAACACCGCAGAUCAUGGCCGCAUUUCUGGAGAUAUCCGAUGACAGCAUGGGUCACGAACUGAACCUCUUCUGUGUGCCGAAACACUACGAGGAGGAUUUGGACCGGGUCAUUAUACCCAACGGCCUCAUUAAGGACAGGACUGAGCGCUUGGCCAGAGAUAUCGUUCGGGACAUGGGCGGACAUCAUAUCGUGGCUCUUUGCGUUUUAAAAGGAGGGUAUAAGUUCUUCGCAGACCUGAUGGAUUACAUCAAGACUCUGAAUCAAAACAGUGAUAAGUCUGUGCCAAUGACUGUGGAUUUCAUUAGGCUGAAGAGCUACUCGAAUGACCAGUCUACGAACUGUGUGAAAGUCAUCGGUGGAGACGAGCUGUCGGCGCUGUCUGGGAAAAAUGUGCUCAUAGUUGAGGACAUCGUGGAGACGGGGAGAACUAUGGAAACGCUGCUCAAACUGUUAAAUGAAUACCAUCCUAAGAUGGUGAAAGUUGUCAGUUUGCUGGUGAAAAGGACACCCAGGAGCUCAGGAUACCGUCCCGACUACAUUGGAUUUGAAGUUCCGGACAAGUUCCUGGUGGGAUAUGCUUUAGACUACAAUGAGUAUUUCAGGGAUUUGAGUCAUAUCUGUAUAUUAAGCGACAGCGCCAAAGAGAAAUAUAAAGUAUGAUACGACGCGAGUGCUUGGAUGCACCGAGACAAAGAUCACUGUGAACCUUUCUUCUGAUUGUGAAGUUAUUUUUGAACAUGCCAUCUGAAUAAUGAAACAUAUUCCCAAAGAUAAAUGCAAGAGAGAAAAUAUUAUUUUGUUAAGAAUAGUUGAUGGUUAAUCUCAUUUUAAUUGUGAUUUUCUGCGGAAGACUGUACAACUUUCUGAUUGUUUGAACUGAGGCCUUAGAUUAACUGAUUUUAUGUUGAUUUUAUGUUUUGAGUUUGGGUUUAGCUCAGAGGUUGUGAAGGUACUCAUUGUUAGCUAGUUAUUGUCAUUAUAUUAUCUAGAUUUUGACUCCAGAAUAUACACACUCUCUGAAACGGAGAAUUGUUGUGCAGCUGUCAUGAAAAAUAUGAAGAUGAUUUUUUUUUUUGGAUCACCACAAUAGAAUAACACUGACAAUGAUAUUAUUAUUAUAUUAUUAUUAUUAUUAGCUAAUAUUAUCUGUCCUGGUUGUUUCCCAUGCAUGUUAAUGUGAAAACAGUCCAAUAAGCUGAGGUGAAUGAUUGUAUUGAUUACGUUUACUGACAACAAAACUCUGACGAGCUGUUAUGAAAGAGAAGAAAAGUUAAUGAAUGAAGCUAAGCAAUAAAGUAAUGUACGAACAUGUGUA
This is a messenger RNA of Pimephales promelas (fathead minnow), 1564 nucleotides long. It is a transcript of the gene hprt1l, whose product is annotated as hypoxanthine phosphoribosyltransferase 1, like. Gene Ontology annotation, molecular function: hypoxanthine phosphoribosyltransferase activity; magnesium ion binding. Gene Ontology annotation, biological process: GMP salvage; hypoxanthine metabolic process; purine ribonucleoside salvage. Lineage: Eukaryota; Metazoa; Chordata; Actinopteri; Cypriniformes; Leuciscidae. Gene Ontology annotation, cellular component: cytosol. The record is from RefSeq and is a predicted model, not a curated record.